Saccostrea echinata is the source of this 484-nucleotide messenger RNA. Its product is annotated as histone H3.3A-like. The coding region runs from base 30 to 440 and encodes 136 amino acids. Lineage: Eukaryota; Metazoa; Mollusca; Bivalvia; Ostreida; Ostreidae. The record is from RefSeq and is a predicted model, not a curated record. Gene Ontology annotation, molecular function: protein heterodimerization activity; structural constituent of chromatin; DNA binding. The transcript has 2 exons. Gene Ontology annotation, cellular component: nucleosome.
GAGAAAAACUUGAAGUGUAGACAAGCAAAAUGGCCAGAACAAAGCAGACUGCCAGAAAAUCAACAGGUGGAAAAGCUCCCAGGAAACAACUGGCCACCAAAGCAGCCAGGAAAAAUGCCCCAUCAACAGGUGGAGUUAAGAAACCCCACAGAUACAGGCCUGGGACUGUUGCUCUCCGUGAAAUCAGGAGAUAUCAGAAAAGUACAGAACUGCUCAUUAGGAAGCUCCCAUUCCAGCGUCUUGUUCGUGAAAUUGCACAGGACUUCAAAACUGACCUAAGAUUCCAGAGUGCUGCUAUUGGAGCCCUGCAGGAGGCCAGUGAGGCAUACCUGGUUGGAUUAUUUGAGGACACCAACUUGUGUGCAAUUCAUGCCAAAAGAGUCACAAUCAUGCCAAAGGAUAUCCAGCUGGCAAGGCGAAUUAGGGGCGAGAGAGCUUAGUUUAAUAGAAACAUGUAUCAUGGAUCAAUUUUCUCUUACUUUGU